This is a messenger RNA of Spodoptera frugiperda (fall armyworm), 1119 nucleotides long. Its product is annotated as trimethylguanosine synthase-like. Gene Ontology annotation, biological process: 7-methylguanosine RNA capping; 7-methylguanosine cap hypermethylation. Bases 151 to 822 code for a protein of 223 amino acids. The record is from RefSeq and is a predicted model, not a curated record. Lineage: Eukaryota; Metazoa; Arthropoda; Insecta; Lepidoptera; Noctuidae. The transcript has 5 exons. Gene Ontology annotation, molecular function: RNA cap trimethylguanosine synthase activity. Gene Ontology annotation, cellular component: nucleus.
GCGUCUGUCUCUUUCUUUCCCUUAUUGCUCAUUAGAUGAUUGCUAGUUACCUGCCACCCUUCAUGCACUAUAAAUGCUCAGGCGCAUAGUCAGUCCCUGUGCCCAACACUGCAACCGUAUCAGUUGGCUUUACAACGCGAAGCAGACAACAUGAAUUGGAAUAGAAAAUAUAGUCCUGGAGAGAACUGGAGAAUUAAGACCAGUAUGCCUUCCGAGAUUGAGAAGGACCCCGCCCUCCACAAAUACUGGCAUAAGAGGCACUCUCUCUUCCACAGGUUCGACGAGGGCAUCAGGUUGGACCGCGAGAGCUGGUUCAGCGUCACACCAGAGGUUGUGGCGCGCCACAUAGCAGAGAAACAUACCUAUGACGUAGUCUUGGACGCGUUCUGCGGUGCCGGCGGGAACACGAUCCAAUUUGCGAAGACCUGCAACAAAGUCAUUGCCAUUGAUAUCGACCCCAAUAAAAUUGAGAUGGCGAUACACAAUGCGAAGGUAUACGGGGUCGAAGAUAAGAUAGAGUUUAUUGUCGGCGACUUCUUCAAGUUGGCGCCGGAUCUCAAGGCUGACAUGGUCUUCCUCAGUCCGCCAUGGGGAGGCCCGUCGUAUUCCAAGGCGAAGGAGUACGACGUUGAGUCGAUGCUGAGGCCGAGACCGGCGUCAGAGCUGAUGCGAGUGGCGCGGACGAUAUCGCCCAAUGUGGAGUUAUUCCUCCCUAGGAAUACCAGGCGCGACCAAAUUGUGUCUUUGGCGCGUAAGGGGGUGGAGAUAGAAAAAAAUUAUAUAGGGAGAGGCCUCGUGGGCAUAACGGCAUACUAUUUUUGAAAUCUUAGAUUUUAGAAGUAGUAUGUCCUUAACAGUUCCCACCUGGACUUUGGGCCUCCUCCACACAAGAACAGUUUUCCUUAAUGUCCUCGCUUGGCAGGCGGGGUAGAGAUCUAUCUCAAGAUCUGGUUCAUCAGAGAGCGCUGCCCUUAGUCGAGUCUCGCUACACCCGCGGGAAGAGUGACUAAUGUAUUGUUGUAAAUACGCAACGAAUGAGUUAUUCUAAAUCUGUGAUAUUCUGUGAUAUUUUUUUAUUAUUAAUUAAUUUAUAAAUAAAAGCAAAGAUUUACUUAAUUA